AUGCAAUUCAUCAAUACUGACCUUAGUGAUUUACCUGCAUGGGUAGCUAACGAGAAGUUGAAGGAAAAUGCAACUACAUAUAAAUAUAGUAGCUAUUACAAUGAAGUGUACGAUAUAGAGAAAAAGUAUAAAUUGAAUAGCGAUUUAUUUAAAAAUCUGAGCAAAAAUAUAUGGUGGGUACAUCAGGAGGAUGCUGCUACGGACGAAUUCGUUAAGAAGCGUUGCUAUGAUUUAAAUUACUGGUUAUGUGAUGAGGUAUAUAAUAAGCUUAAAGCUUAUGGACUUGAGGGAGAUCUGGAGAAUGUUAUUCGUAGGAUUCAUAGUGUAUGGACAAAAAUUGUUGAAAAGGAGAUUCCUUAUAAGGAUUAUAAAUGCUAUCCUGAUGACAAAUUAAUUUUUAACAUGAGUUAUUUGAAGGAUAUUAAGGAUUUAUUUGAUUUUUUUGAAGAUUUUGCAUCAACGAAAAGGGAUAUUAUCGCGAACACAGAGGAAGCUUGCCUUAAAUACCAGACUCAUGUAAAGAAGAGGGUUUUAUUUGUAAAAGAUAUAUUGAUGAUUAUGAAAAAUAUCGCCCAGCAGGUAUUUUGUUCCAAUUAG
Messenger RNA from Plasmodium vivax (malaria parasite P. vivax), 597 nucleotides. RefSeq lists its product as hypothetical. The coding region runs from base 1 to 597 and encodes 198 amino acids. The transcript is spliced from 3 exons. NCBI's taxonomy places the organism in Eukaryota, Apicomplexa, Aconoidasida, Haemosporida, Plasmodiidae. The record is from RefSeq and is a predicted model, not a curated record.